AUGGGUACUCGAGCCCAGAAUAGUCUCACAAUGGACGUGUGCAAGCUUGAAGUCUCGCCCUCCUACGAUCAAGUAGUGGCCGCCUGGGCCAUCUUCUGCCUGAUAUUCACAGGCCAGUCGGAGCUGUCCCAUACCUACACAAUAUUGGAAACUGACACCCCACACGGCGAAGUACGGACGUCUCAGUCUGACACGCUGAUUACCUGUCGAAGCCAAUUACUGAGGGAAACCCGGGUGGUAGAUGGCGAUACUGUGAAGUCGGAUCAAGAUAUCGCUGGCAUUGUGCUGCAGACGGCGCACUUGGGGGGGUCAGUCUUUGCCGAUAUCUUAAAGGAGUUUUGCCCUGGGUCGGACGUUCUGGCCCUCCUUGUGACGCAUGGCCAGCGUCUCUUUUCCUUUGCUGAAUUGGACUUGCCGCAACCGCAUUUUGUCUGUCGAAUUUGGGAGAAUGCCAUCACGUUGGAGACGGCCUUUCCAAAAGGUACCGGCACUGCCAUGGUAGCGCAAAUCAAAGGACUUGCGGAUAGUUUCUGUUCUUCAAUCGAGCAGACCGUGACGAACUGUCAAUCAGCAAAGACCUUGCAAGAUAUCGACAUCCUUUCCGAAAACCAGUUGGCUCAGAUCCUACAACGGAAUGAAGAGCCCUACAGAUCCGCGUGCGAGCCAGUAACUGAAACCUUGCUCACCAAGAUUCAGAGAAUGGCUGGUGUGGCGGGUGACGACGUGGCACUCUGCUCGUCCACACGCCAAAUCUCGUACGCCGAACUCGAUAGCCUGUCGGAUCGACUGGCCGCAGAAUUCCUGCAGUUUUCCGGGAAACCAGGUUCCUUCCUCCCUAUUGUGUGCCAUAAGUCGGCAUUGGCCGUCGUGGCCAUGCUGGCUGCGUGGAAGUUGGGAGCAGCCUUUGCCCUGAUUGACCCAAACCUACCGCGGGAGCGUCAGGAAUCUGUGCUGACGCAGCUUCGGAGUGAGGCUUUACUUCUCGUGGAGGAAGAAACAGUUCGUAUUGCCAGUACUUCUACAGUCCAUGAGCCCCAUGAAUUGCUCUAUCCCUCGAAUCAAGCUCCUCGCAUAUCACCAGAAGCUGGCCUGCUGCCCGGUUGUGGCUUGUUCGAUGCCGCCUAUGUCAUCUUCACCUCCGGGACAACGGGAAAGCCAAAGGGGGUGGUCAUUGAGCACCACAGCAUCAGCAAAAGCAUGACCAGUCUCGCAGACGCGAGUGGGCUUAGUAAUGCCACCAGGAUGCUGCAGUAUGCAUCAUACACGUUUGAUGCAUGCAUUUUGGAAAUAUUCUCCACGCUGAGUGUGGGUGGAGCGGUCUUCAUUCCGACAGACGUGGAGCGAAACAACUUGCUCCCAGCCUUUAUUCAGGAGCACGCCAUAAACACCAUGCUGCUAACACCUAGCGUGCUGCAAAUACUAAACCCUGCAGAGUGCUCCACAGUCAAGACCGUUUUUACAGGUGGCGAGAAGAUGUCCGCAUUGGCGAUAGAAAAGUGGUCAUCCCAGGUCAGGCUCAUAAACGCCUAUGGACCCACCGAAACUGCGGUUCUUUGUUCCCUGUUGGAUCGAGUCACCAACCUCACCCCUCCGGACAAGCUGGGGUGGGCUCUAGGUUCAUCCCUUUGGAUUGUCGAUGUCGAGGAUCCCAGCCGCCUUGUGCCGAUAGGAGCCGUGGGAGAGCUCGUUGUUUGUGGCCGGACACUAGCACGGGGCUAUCUUGAUGAUCCGGAGCGGACGAGAGCAGCGUUCUUGAAUGAUCCAGCUUGGUUACCGGACCUGGGUCCCGACAAGAGGGCGUCACGACGGGCGUACCGCACAGGCGACCUGGUUCGGUACGACGGUGAUGGCUCACUACAUAUUGUUGGUCGAAAAGAUCAGCAAAUCAAGCUACGUGGUCAGCGUAUCGAGCUGAGCGAGAUUGAGCUUGCUGUGCAGGGCCUGCUUCCGCAUGGUGUCGAGCUGGCGGUUGAGGUUGCGCGUCCUGGCGGGUCCAACAGUGCUUUCCAACUCGUAUUGUUUAUCGUCAUCGCCAUCGAAGAUGACUAUGGUGUCAAUGCUGUCCCUAGUAUUCUUACAUCCAAGAAUGCUGUCCGCCGGUUUGGCUUACUCACUAAGGAUCUACCGCAGCAACUUGCAGGUGUGCUGCCCGGCUACAUGAUCCCCGCAAUAUACAUCCCGAUUUCUGCGCUUCCCUUGACCAGAUCUGCGAAGCUUGAUCGCAAGACCUUGCAAUCAUGGGUCGAAACCAUGUCGGUUGCUGAUCUCGCGACACUGGCGUCCAGUCCGGUGGCGGAAGGACCUGAACCGGUGGGCAGCAUAGAGAUAGAGCUACAGAAGCUAUGGGGUCAAGUUUUGAGCGCCUCGCCUGACCAUAUAUCUCGGAACGGACACUUUUUCCGUCUGGGAGGUGAUUCCAUCAAAGCGAUGCAGCUUGUUGCAAUGGGGAGAGACGCUGGAAUUGCCACCUCCGUUGAGAAUAUUUUCAAAUAUCCAGUGCUAUGGGAGCUUGCUAAACAUGUUCAUCCUGUGGAUGACGAGGGAGACGGCCAAUCUUCCGACCCACUACCAUUCAGCCUCCUGGAGACGUCGAACGUUGAAGAGUUGAAGAUAAACGCCUCGAUGCAGUGUGACGUGGCUGCUGAAGUGAUUGAAGACAUUUAUCCCUGCACACCUCUCCAAGAGGGUAUGCUGGCAUUGUCGUUGAAAAAUCCCGAAGCUUAUAUAGCACAUUUCACAUACGAAACCCCGGCUGUUGAAAUUGGGUGUCUGGAACAAGCGUGGCAACAAGUUCUGCGACGAACGAGCGUUUUGAGGACCCGAUUUAUCAGCGGGCAAUCCAACGAUUUCCUACAGGUUGUUCUUCGAGAUGACCCGGACGCAAUCACGGUAGUCAAGCAUCUCGAACACGAUCCAGCUAGCCAGGAAUUUUAUGUUACUCUGGGUAGUCGGACAAAUCAAAUCCAUAUCUGUCCUAUCGAUGACGGUCGUCGUGCAGCCGUCAUUUGGUCCUCACACCACGCUACUUAUGAUGCGGUCUCGGUGCAACACAUCAUCAGCGAUGUGGAAUCUCUCUAUCUUCAACAGAGGCCGCCCCUGUUACGAAACUUUGCGGCCUUCAUUCGGGACACACAAUCGGUCAAUAAGGAGGCAGAAACACGUCACUUCUGGAUGGAUCAACUGCGGGAUUCCGAAACCUGUGCAUUCCCGGUGCAGCCCAUUUCGCACUCCGUGAGAGCGGACGCCACCCUUUCACGAACAAUCGCCUUCUCACGGAGUGCCAACUGCGAGGUGACCGCUGCGAAUCUCACCCGUGCGGCAUGGGCGCUGGUGUUGUCGCAAUAUAGUGGCCUCGAGAAUGUUGUUUUUGGCGUGACGACGAGUGGUCGAAGCCUCCCAAUCCGGGACAUCGACCUGGUGCGUGGUCCAACCAUCGCGACUGUUCCCGUACACGUAGCGGUGGCUGGCGGGGCAACUCUGAAAGACUUCUUGUCCAAGGUUCAAGAGCAAGCCGUGGCAAUGAUCCCUUUCGAGCACUUUGGCCUCCAGAAUAUCCGGGACCUAAGUCCCAGUGCGCGCUUGGCUUGCGACAUACGGUCUUUGCUCCUUCUUCAAUUCCCAGAGGACAGCGACCAGGACUGUGGCCAUGGUCGACUCAUGCGAAGCACUUCUUCCCAGAUGGAGGAUGUCCUCACAUACCCGCUGAAUGUUGAGUGCGUCUUCCGCCAACGCUCUAUCCUGGUCACCGCCCAGUUUGACAACGAGUUGAUAUCGGAAUCCCAGGUGGAGCGAGUCUUGGCAAGCUUCGAUGCUGCCCUUCAAUCCGUCACUCAACAAGAUGACUCUGUUUUGCUCAACGACCUGAGGCACAUCAGCGAUAUGGACCUUGAGCAGAUCCUGGCUUGGAACAAAGACGAGCCUACACCAGUCACGAUCCCAAUUCAUGAGAUUAUCAUGAACCAAGCUCGGAGCCAGCCGUCGGCACCGGCUGUUUCGGCGUAUGACGGUGACCUCUCCUAUGGACAACUAAUGAUCUUUUCGAUCUCUCUGGCGGAUCUGUUACAGAAAGAGUCGAUUGGGAAGGAGGAGAUUGUCCCCAUUUGCUUUGAGAAGUCAGUCUGGACGCAGGUGGCCAUUCUGGCGGUACUCAUAACUGGGGCCACCUUUGUCCUUCUUGACCCUAAGCUCCCCUCUGCACGGUUGGCCACCAUUAUCGAGGACGUCAAAGCACAACUUAUCCUUUGCCAACCGGAAACGAGGAAUGCUGUUUCCAGGACCAAUGCUCGCUCAUUUGUGGUCAGCCAAGAUCUCUUCUCGUCCAAUCGUGGACAAAGCGAGAGCACUUGGUUCGAAUCACUUCCGCUCCUCAAGCCAUCAAGAGUCGUGGCUGAAGACCCAGCCUACAUUGUCUUCACCUCCGGCAGCACGGGCAGGCCCAAAGGUAUUGUGGUCGAUCAUAUCGCUCUGAGUUCCAGUGCCAUGGCCCAUGGCAGAGCCAUCCAGAUCGAUUCCCAGGCCCGUGUGCUCCAGUUCGCGGCAUAUACUUUCGACGUAAGUAUUGGGGAUAUUCUGGUAACCUUGGCACUUGGCGGCUGUGUAUGUGUGCCGUCUGAGGCCCAGCGGUUGAAUGAUCUUAGUGGAGCUAUAAGAGACCUGGGUGUCAAUCAUGCCUGUAUUACAAGUACAGUGGCUAUGCAGCUUGACCCACAGACUGUGCCAAUUCUGCAGCGCCUCGUCAUCGGUGGAGAGCCAAUGAACCAAGCGUUGAUUGACCGAUGGGCGGCAAGGGUUGAUCUGAUCAAUAUAUACGGACCAGCAGAGUGCACCGUCUGGUGUGUGGGCAAGCUGAAUCUGACUGCUGUGGAUUCUGCAAGCGAUAUCGGGCACGGGAUGGGUGCCAUAACCUGGAUCACUGAAGUUGAUCACCCCCAUAAGCUAGCUCCCAUUGGCGCCAUUGGAGAGCUUGUUCUCGAAGGACCAACGCUGGCACGAGGCUACUUUAACGACCCCACGAAGACGGCAGAGGCAUUCCUUAUCGAUCCAUUAUGGACCCGAGCACAGACACGGAGCGGGAAAGCCACCCCCCGACGUGUCUACCGCACAGGUGACUUGGUUCGUUAUCGUCCUGAUGGAACGAUCGGUUUUGUUGGGCGACGUGAUCGUCAAGUGAAACUGAGGGGUCAACGCAUCGAGCUUGCUGAGAUUGAACAUACUCUUCGCCGGAGUCUGCCGCAGCAAGAGACGGAGACGGUUGUUGAAGUCAUCAACCUUCAAGGGAAGACAAACAACCCACAGCUGGUUGCCUUUGUCAAGGGGAGCAUGACUGAAGUAUGGGACAGCUCAAGUGCCGUGGUUGCUGAUCCAGUCGCGCUGGAGAGCUUCCACCGAAUGUUGGCAGGCAUUGACGAGCGCAUAGCUUCAACACUGCCUUCCUAUAUGGUGCCUACCUUCUACAUCCCAAUGCAAAGUUUGCCUCUCUCUGCCUCGGGGAAGCUGGACCGCCGAGCGUUGAGAGCUUGGGGCGAGAAUCUUCCGGCGUCUACCGUCCUGGCUUUAGAGCCCAAAAUGAAGGAGUAUGAAGCACCGGUGGGGGGGAAAGAGUCUCUUCUCGCUUCUCUUUGGUCCACAGUUCUGGAAGUGGAGGGCAAGAUUGGACGCGACGAUCAUUUCUUCCGCCUCGGGGGUGACUCGAUUAAAGCAAUGAGAUUAUCCGUAGCCGCGAGACGCCACGGCCUUGUACUCUCGGUUGAGUCAAUCUUCAAGUAUCCCUUGCUUGCAAGCAUGGCCAUCCAAGUUGAAAGUUCUAUGAACGAUGGUAGCAUGGACUGGGAGGAACAGGAUCUGGCGCCUUUCAGCCUCCUGGAACCGGAUACGAUACGACGGAUACAAGAAAUGUUCGCUUCGAGUUACGGAAUCCCACCAGAAGAGGUGGAGGAUGCAUCUCCGUGCACCCCUCUUCAGGAGGGUCUCGUCUCCAUGUCGUUGAAGAAGCAGGGCUCCUAUGUGGCCCGAGUCACUUUUCAACUCCCGCGCAACACUGACCUGGAGCGGCUACAGAACGCAUGGCGCCAGAUGCUGCAGAACAACCCAAUCUUGCGCACCGUUUUUGUCAGUACCGAGUCGGAUGGGGUCAUGCAGCUCGUCAUGAAGACUCAAGAGUCGCUGGUCGAAAUGUGCCAUUGUGACGAGGUAGAGGCUCGCGCUGCUCAAUUUACCUUCCUGCCAGGUCGACAGAGCAAUCUCAUGCUGCUCACACCGGGCAGUGAGGACAAGGCUCCGACGCUCACUUGGGUGCUGCAUCAUGCCGUCUAUGAUGGUUGGUCCUUUCAUCAGUAUUUGGCCGAAGUCAACAAUCGCUAUUACGGAUCUACCCCUGCUCCUGUGAGGUCCUUCGUAAAAUUCAUCAGACAUCUUCGAAAAAUGGACAAUCAUGCCGCGCAGACCUUUUGGGCGCAGUAUCUUCGUGGGGCUCAGCUCUGCGAUUUCCCUCCAGCACCAGUGACGGAAUCCGAAGGGAUCAGCGCUACAGUCCGCAUGGAGAGGAAAUUUGAAGUACCACAACGAGUGACAUCGGAUAUCACCGUCGCUACUGUGGUGAGAGCCGCCUGGGCAGUCGUCAUUGCAAGAUUCACAGGUAUGAAAGACGUCGUCUUCGCCUCCACGAUGAGUGGUCGGAAUGUGGGACUGAAAGGGAUCGACUGCGUUCGUGGUCCUACCAUAGCCACCAUACCAGUUCGCGUUCAGCUCGAUCCAAAUGUCACGGUGGCGGGAUUCCUACAAAAGGUGCAAGAGGAGGCUGUCAAGGUGAUGCCUUACGAGCAUCAUGGGCUCCAGAACAUUCAAAGAGUCAGUGACGAUGCGCAGCAUGCAUGUGAAGCUAGGUCUCUUCUUGUCUUGCAGCCUGCGGAGUAUUCGCAGAGCCACCAAAUGCUCAAUCUUUUCAAAGGUGACUCACGCCAGCAGGACGUUUACACCUAUCCUCUCACCAUGGAAUGUAUCCUGGGUACAAGCGGCACGAUUGACGUGGUGGGGACAUACGAUGAUACCUUUUGCAAAGAAGACUUUGUCUCUCGUCUUCUCCAAUAUUUGGAAGAGACAGUACGACUCCUCUACGAGUCAAUGAGCAAGCCACUGUCCUGGGAGGUUCUUCUAGGGCCGCAUAGAAAUGAUCUUGCUACAUUGGAGCGCUGGAAUUCGCGUGUCCCUCCAGCAUCUCGGUCGACGGUUCAUGCUCUCUUCGAACAAUCGGUCCUCGAAGCGCCCAACAAAAUUGCCCUUAGCACAUCUGGCAGACAACUCACCUAUGAGGAAGUUGACCAACUGUCGGCCUCCUUCGCCAAGUGUCUCCGAGGAAAUGGAAUUGGGCGAGGCUCGCUAGUGGGCUUGUGUUUCGAUAAGAGCUGGACUGCCGUAGUGGCCAUGUUGUCUGUUCUCAAGGUCGGCGGAGCUUUCUUCGCUUUAGAUCCCACUCAUCCCCCAGAGCGCAUGCGGGAGAUAGCGGAGGUGUUCCAUCAUUGUGUGAUCUGUAUUGACGACGCCCUCUCGCGAGGGAUGCACCAACCGGGAUCCGCCAGCUUUGACCCCAAGGAAGUUCAGCCUUCGGAUUUGGCUUUCGUUCUUUUCACCUCUGGGAGUACAGGAAGGCCCAAGGGAAUAGAAAUCACACAUGAGGCAUUUUGCAGCAGUAUUCUAUCUCAUGCACCGAGACUGGGGCUGACGUCUGCCUCCAGGGUGCUUCAGUUCUCAGCUUACACAUAUGACGUUAGCAUGGCCGAAAUCUUCACCACCCUGGCAGUCGGUGGAUCAGUGUGCAUACCCUCUGCUGAGGAUCGUCUGAACAAUUUAUCUGCCUUCAUGACUGCGCAGCAGGUUAGCUGGUCCUUUCAAACCCCCACAAUGGCCUCCUUCCUUCAGCCGAGCGCGGUUCCAACCCUGAAGACCUUGGUUCUAGGAGGAGAAGGCGCCACUGAGCACAAUCUUCAGACAUGGUCCGGCAGAGUCCAGCUCAUCAAUAGCUAUGGGCCAGCUGAAUGCUCAAUUUGGACCAAUUGUGCGGCCGGAAUUGCAGAAAACGCUGACCGACGAAAUGUGGGCCUGCCAGUCGGUUGCUCUAUAUAUGUCACAGAUCCUCAGGAUCCCCAGUGCCUUCUGCCUAUCGGCGCGGUUGGCGAGCUGCUUGUGGGAGGUCCAAACAUUGCCCGGGGGUAUUGGAAAGAUAGUGAGAAAACUGCCGGCAGUUUUCUGUCUAACCUGCGGUGGAUGCACCUGGUAGGGUGCACCGGUACCGUUUAUAGAACGGGAGAUCUGGGUCGGUAUUGUAGUGAUGGGACCAUUGAGGUCCAUGGGCGCAAGGAUCGUCAAGUGAAGCUCAGAGGUCAGCGUAUCGAGCUCCCUGAAGUCGAGUUCCGCCUCCGCCAGUGUCUGCCCCCUGAUUCCGACGUGGCUGUGGACGUGAUUCGGUCUGAAAGUGCUGGGUCUUUGGCGCAAUUAACUGCCUUCAUCGUUCUUCCGGAUGUUGGGGACGACUUGUCGUUGCUCCCCAACACCCAGAUUGUUACAGAUGAGGCGGUGAUUCGAAAGCUGAGAGAUCUUGUCGAUGCACUGGACAAGAGACUACCCGAGUUACUCCCUUCAUAUAUGGUUCCCUCUCUAUACAUUCCAAUCGCCACAUUGCCACUAUCCGCCUCGGCAAAGUUGGAUAGGAACGCCUUACAGUCCUGGGCAAAGAAUAUCCCACGGACAUACCUCUCAAACCUUAUGCCUUCUGGACUGCAUGGAGAGCAGCCUCAAGAUCGCUGGGAGCGCCAACUCCAAUCGCUAUGGGCUGACAUUCUCCGGGUUCCAACGUCUGACAUCCGAAGAGGUGACCAUUUCUUCCGCCUUGGGGGCGAUUCCAUCAAGGCAAUGCGAUUGGUUUCAGCAGCCUCUCGACACAAUUUGCACCUCACUGUUGAACUCACAUUCAAGCAUCCAGUCCUGUACAAGAUGGCAGCGCACAUGCGUGAGCACCAGUCGGAUGGUGUAAUGAAGCCAGCACCGGCCGCACCAGCACCGUUCAGUCUACACGAUCCCGCUCACGAUAUCAGUCAACUCCAAGCUGACAUAACUGCACAGCUUGGCCUCAAUUUGAAUAGCUUGGAAGAUCUAUAUCCCUGCACAGCUCUCCAAGAGGGGAUGUUCGCCCUUUCGCUGAGGAAUCCCGGUACAUAUGUAGGACAGUUCACAUUCUCGCUGUCUGAUCAAGUGGACCUGGACAUGCUUGAACAGGCCUGGAUUGAUGUUGUGACCCGGACACCCAUCAUGCGUACGAGGUUUGUUAGUACCAGCGAGGGGCGCUUCAUGCAGGCUGUCAUCAAGGACGAGCGUGUGGUGCGCCGCAUCAGCGCAGAGGAUGAAGACUCGCUUCUACAGAACUUCCAGGUAGGACCAGGAGACAAACAGUUGUCUCAAGUGAAUCUCUGCAGAAACUCCGUGGUCUGGAUUGCCCACCAUGCUGUGUAUGACGGAUUGACAAUCCAGAACAUCUUGCGUGACGUCGAGGCAACAUACAGAGGCAAAACCAGCCAUGCUUCUAGCAUUCCAUUCAGUCUCUUUGUUCAGCUCUCAACGAUGACCAACAUGGAAGAUGCUCGGAAUUUCUGGCGCGAAAACCUUGAAGGAGCCGAAAGAUGUGAGUUUCCAGCCCUGCCAACGUCGGACUACCAACCACGUCCGACAGCCCUGAUGGAGCGACAAAUCCACUUCUCCCGCACGAUAUGCACGGAGGUCACUGACUCGAAUCUCUUCCGCGCUGCCUGGGCAUUGACAAUCGCGCAAUUCCUGGGACAUGACGAUAUCGUUUUUGGACUCACAAUCAGUGGUCGGAAUCUCCCCUUGCAAGGAAUUGAAUCAGUCCGAGGACCGACCAUUGCCACGGUUCCUGCUCGCAUACAGGUGCAAGAUGAAUGGACCAAAGAGCAGUUUCUGCAGCGUGUGCAAGACUCCGCCACUGCCAUGAUCCCGUUUGAGCACCUUGGCCUGCAGAAUAUUCAGCGCCUGAGCGAAAGCGCGCAGUCUGCCUGCGAUAUCCAAUCUGUUCUCAUCUUACAGUUUCCCGAUUCAGAUUCUUCACGAGCAUCAGAUGAGCACGAUCGACCAAUUAUGUCUCUAGUCUCGGGAACGUCCUUGGACGGCUUCUACACGAAUGCCCUCAAUAUCGAAUGUACUAUGCACCAGUCUAGUGCCAACGUGAUUGUCUCCUAUGACGAGACCGUCAUUCCAGCCACCCAAUUACGACGCGUGUUGACAUAUUUUGAUGAGGCUAUUCAACAUUUAUCCUCGGGUUCUCCAUGGACAAAAGUAGCUGAGCUCAAACGUCUCCAUGCUCUGGAUCAAGGGCAGAUUCUUCGGUGGAACGAUCGUUCUCUUGAGUACGCCGAUGUUUGCAUACAUGAACUGAUUCAAGAACAAGCUCGGCUCCGGCCCCAUGCACCCGCAAUUUGCUCUUGGGAUGGGGAUAUACAAUACGAAGAGCUCAUUAGCUUAUCCUUACAGCUGGCCGAGCAUCUUCAACAAACAUGUGGUAUUAGGCCAGGCGAUUUCGUCCCUAUUUGCUUUGAGAAGUGCAAGUGGACACAAGUCGCAAUUCUUGGGAUCCUCUGUGCGGGGGCUGCCUUCGUCCCUUUGGAUCCCAGAAAUGCCACGUCCCGCAGAGACGCCAUCAUUCAAGACAUCGGUGCCAGAAUCAUACUUUGCUCCGAGGGACUUCAAGAGGCUCUUAGCCCAUCGACUGUUCUAUCUUUGGUGGUUAAUGACCGAUUUUUCCAUGGGACGAAACAGAGCCUUGAUGUCAGAGAUCGGAUCCCGAUGUCCUCUGCAAACAGCCCAGCUUAUAUUGUCUUUACCUCUGGCAGCACGGGCGUACCGAAGGGAAUCGUGGUCGAACACUCAGCUGUGAGCUCAAGCGCUCUGGCACAUGGCCGAGCCAUCAAAGUCAGUAGCAGCUCCCGCGUCCUGCAAUUUGCGGCCUAUACUUUUGAUGUUAGUAUCGGAGACAUGCUUGUCACACUCGCCUUGGGUGGCUGUGUUUGUGUGCCGUCAGAGACUGAACGAAUCAACGAUUUAUCCGGAUCUAUUCAACGAAUGCACGUCAACCAUGCUUGUCUGACAAGUACAGUGGCCCUGCAACUCGAUCCCCAAGAGGUCCCUACAUUGCGGCGCCUAGUGGUUGGAGGUGAACCAAUGGAUGAGUCACUGGUCAAUAAAUGGGCCGAUCAGGUAGAAUUAGUGAACAUCUACGGGCCUGCGGAGUGUACGAUCUGGUGUAUGGGCAAGGAAUUGUCGAGAGGGGACUCGUCUCAGAACAUAGGCUGGGGGAUGGGCGCGACCUCGUGGAUCGUUAACCCCCGUGAUCCAUACAAGCUUGUACCGAUCGGCGCAGCUGGUGAGCUCGUUCUUCACGGUCCAACAUUGGCGCGAUGCUACUUCAAGGAACCAGAGAAAACGAAGGCGGCCUUCUUACAGAAUCCUGCAUGGUUGCCCUCCAACUUGUCCCAACAGAGCCCACGGGCCUAUUGUACUGGUGAUAUCGUCCGUUACGGAGAAGAUGGCGCCCUGCACUUUAUCGGGCGUAAAGAUCGGCAGGUCAAGCUCCGAGGCCAUCGGAUUGAACUUGCGGAGGUAGAGGUCAGUCUCCGUCAAUUGCUGCCUUCAGAGACCGAGGUAGCGGUGGAAAUUGUCACUCCAGGUGGCCCUUCUGCUGCUGCAACCCUAGCGGCCUUUGUCCGAAGUCCUGGUUCACGUGGAGAUCAUGUUAUUUCUGAGGCUCCCAAGGUAUUGACCGCAGCUUCGGAGAACCAAGCUCUCCAACAUCUGGUUCAGAAGAAUAUCCAGCCCCAACUUUCGGACUUACUUCCGCCAUAUAUGCUCCCAUCGCUAUACAUCCCGGUGUCCGCCCUCCCUCUGUCAAUCUCCGCGAAGCUUGACCGUCGAACUUUACGAAAAUGGGCAGAAAGCCUCUCUGCAUCAUUCUUGGGGAACACAUCCGCCAACUCAGCUGAAAAUCGUAGGUCACCAGAAGGUGAACUAGAACAGUCUCUCAGUUCUCUCUGGAUUACUGUUCUCAAGCUCGUCGAUCCUCCCGGGCGUGAUGACCACUUCUUUCGCCUUGGUGGUGAUUCUAUUCGUGCGAUGCAGCUGGUCAGUACCGCACGACGCCAGGGUAUCUUCCUGAGUGUCGACAAAAUCUUCCAGGCCCCGAUCUUGCGUCAGAUGGCAGCGGCAGUGGAUCGGGACACUGGCUCUUUGGUUGAAUCAGCCAGCAAGGUACAGUGCUCACUGAUGCCAUUUGAGAUCCUGGGUCUUUCAUCCCAGGAAGAAGAUACGCUCAAGCAAGAGGUGGUAUCGCAGUGUCAUGUUCCACUUGACAAUAUCGACGACAUGUAUCCGUGUACACCACUGCAAGAGGGCCUCGUAGCCUUGUCCAUCAAGGAGCCUGGAGCAUACACCGCGCGCCUCUCAUUCCCACUGUCUGUCGAUGUAGACAUCAGCAUGCUCAAGCAGGCUUGGGAGAAUGUCGUGCAAAGAGUCCCGGCUUUGCGGACUCUGCUUUUUUACUCCAAGACCAGAGGAUUGAUUCAGGUUGUCCUGAAGAAAUUCUUUUCUUGGUCCGAGGAUGCUCCGGAAACUGGCAACGCUCUUGUCAUGGACCAGCUUGCGAAUCAAACUGCGACCAGACCGCUCUGCAUUUUUACCAUAGACGGAAUGGUGUUGACAUGGACUAUUCACCAUGCUCUCUAUGAUGCCUUCUCGUUGAAUCUCAUCUUCCGCCUGCUGGACUGGGAGUACAGUCAACCUUCCCUGGUGCCCCCACCCUUAAUGAGAUGUGAAUAUCGGAAGUAUAUUGCAGAGGUCUGUAAACGCGACAACUCGCAGGCCAGAGUAUUCUGGGAAAAAUAUCUCUUCGAAACACCCGAUCCAGUCUUUCCUCAUCCGCACAACUCCGCAUAUCGACCUAAAACGCGAAAGGCCAUCAGAACUCAAAUGCCUACCGAUCUACGAUCGACUUGCACUACAGUCGCAAACCUGCUGAGAGCAGCCUGGGCAUUAACAGUGGGCGCCUACGCCAAUCUGGACCAGGUGGUCUUUGGAACAACACUUCACGGCCGUGAUCCAACCUCUCCUUACCUUGCUCAUGCUGUUGGGCCGACAAUCGUCACAGUCCCGGUCCGAGUAUCCCUGGAGAAUGGGCAGUCUCUCGGAGAACUGCUGCAAGAUAUUCACGACGACUCUGCCCGCGUUUCAGUGCACGCUCAUCUUGGUCUUCAGCAAAUCAGCCAGCUGAGUGCGGACGCCCGUCGUGCAUGCAACUUCCAACAUAUGUUCCUGGUCAAUGACGCAUCCACGGAACAGGGCAUGUCAAAAGUCUUGGGAGCGCCACUAGUGGUGGACAACAGCGAGAACUUUCAAAUGUACGCGCUCGAAGUCGAAUGCCAGGUGCAUGCCUCGGGUGUUCAAGCCAGAAUGUUUUAUGACAGCGAGGUUAUCAACGACACGAGGGCCAAGUGGAUGCUGGAGCACUUCAAUUCUAUCUACCGCGCCAUCUGCUCGGCCCCUGCUUCGAUCAAAAUCUCGGCUUUGCGUCACGCAACAGCAAGCGAGCAACGCGACCUUCUCCUUGCAAACGAGAAACUUCCUGCUCCGGUUCCAAACACACUGCACGGGCUGUUUAGCGAAAAGGCUGAUCAGUACGUGAGCAGAACGGCCGUGCGUGCUUGGGACGGCACCUUUGAUUACAGCGAGGUUGACGAACUCUCUGAUCAGCUAGCUCAACUGUUGAUAGGGAAAGGUGUCAGUCCUGGCUCUCAUGUAGUCAUUUGCUUCGAGAAGUCCAAGUGGGUUUGCAUUGCCAUGCUUGCAAUCCUGAAGGCCGGUGGGGUGUGCGUGCCACUCAACGUUACCUACCCCUUGGAAAGAGCGCACUAUGUGGUCAGCCACGUGAAGGCUCUUGUUUGCCUCUCCAGCGCCCGCUGCGCAAAGAUCUUCAACGGCUGCCAUGUGGAUGUGGUGCUCGUGAACCACAUCACGUUUGACGGUCAUAUUGUAGACCCUCCCAGGCUACCCACCGUCACUCCUGAUGAUGCCGCUUUUGUCAUGUUCACCUCGGGGACUACGGGAUACCCUAAAGGUGUCGUCCAAACCCAUUCGAAUCUGGUGACUAGUACUUUAGCCAUUGGUACACGGAUGGGAUACACCGCCAAUUCCCGUAUUCUACAGUUUGCUUCAUUCACCUUUGAUGUCAGCCUCGGCGACAUCUUCGGGGCCUUCUUCUUCGGUGCGUGUAUCUGCAUUCCCUCCGAGCAACAAAGGCUGGAUGCCCUCGACGAUUUCAUCCGAGAUAUGCGGGUUGAUCAAGCCUGCCUUACGCCCGCCGUGGCACGGACCUUGGCUGGCAAGCAUCUGCCAACGCUGGACACACUGAGUCUAGGUGGUGAACCUCUUCAGCUUACCGACAUUCGCCAUUGGGCAGGGAAGGUUCAUCUUCGCAAUAUCUACGGGGUUACCGAAUGCACCAUCUGGUGUGCGAUCAGCGACCCGAUCGACCCGAGCUCUAGUUCGCCGCGAAAUUUCGGGUAUGGAAUGGGUGCACGACUGUGGAUUGUCGAUCCGGCCGAUACCGACUGUCUCAUGCCCCCCGGUGCGAUUGGAGAACUCUUGGUCGAGGGACCCAUUGUUGGCAAGGGAUACCUUUACGACGCAGUCAAGACCAAGACCAGUUUCAUCCGCAAUCCACCGUGGCACCCCUUGGUCCAGCGUGGCGACAAGGUCCGACUCUACAGAACUGGCGAUCUGGUCAGACUGGAAAAUGCACGAUCAUAUGAGUACCUCUGCCGUAAGGACACGCAGGUCAAGAUCAAUGGACAGCGGGUCGAACUUGGCGAGAUUGAAAACCAACUUCAACAGAUGAUUCCCCCCCAUCUGCUAGCCAUUGUGGAUCAGUUGUCAGUCCUCAAUUCCAAACCCCUUGUCGCCUUCAUCGCGUCUCGUGAUCCCGCAAUGGCGACACCGCUGCUGGAAGAGGAGAGGCGAGUAUUGGUGACAAAGGUCCGUUCAGCUCUUUCCAGCAUUUUACCCUCACAUAUGCUACCCGCCAAGUAUGUCUUCCUUGAAAGACUGCCGCUUUCCGCCUCUGGAAAAGUCGAUCGCCGAGCACUGCGAGAGCAAGGGGAGGCCGUCAUCGUUGAUGCCAAAUCUGAAGGAGGGCUAGCCGCGGAGCACUUCUCAGAGCAAGAGCGCCAGCUUAGUGAGCUGUGGAAAUCAUCAAUCCGCCUCGAUGGAUGCCCCCUUGGACCGGACAGCAAUUUCUUUGCGGUGGGGGGUGACUCCUUAGCCGCAAUGCGCUUGGUCUCUUGCGCGAGACAUGCUGGCAUUGACCUUUCUGUGCAAGCUAUUUUUGCGCAUCCGACCCUUGCAGACAUGGCCGCCCAAGCCGCUGUGAAACGUGUCAGUCAAUCACAAACUGGGAGCUCUUACGGACGCUUCGAGCUUGUGCAAGAUCUGGAUUUAACUUCGAUCAAGACGGAGGUGAUGUCUGCUUGCAGCAUCGAGAGUCAAGAUAUCCUCGAUAUCCUGCCCACUUCGCCCCUUCAGCAUGAUUACAUGGUAGCAGCGGAGGGAAGUCCGGGUUGGUUUUGCACGCAGUUUGUCGUACAGCUACGUCCGUCUGUGCAGCUGAACCAGUUGCUGCAUGCAUGGAAGAUGUUGUUUGAGUCCCAUGAAAUCCUUCGUACGCGGAUUGUUUGGGACGGCGUGCGGUACUUGCAGGUUGUGCACCGCGCGCCAUUCGCCGUCACACUUCGUUCCGAAGACGUGGCGGCGUAUUUAGAGUCCGACCAGCGAUGCCCCUUUGUCGCUGGCGGCGAGAUGCACCGAAUGGCGAUUAUCCAGGAUCCGGAUGACGUACCCACUCACCUCGUCUGGUCUGCUCAUCAUGCCAUCUACGAUGGUUGGUCGAUCCGUCUCAUUCUUCGUCGCCUCAGCCAGCUCUACGGAGCCUCGGAGGACGUCGUGGACGGAGCAAUCAUCGAACCUAUUGGCAAGUACAUUAAACAUAUAUCGCGGAUCCAUCGGCCUUCCGCCCAUGAGUUCUGGACAUCCCAGCUUUCGGGAACGCGCUGCCAACCACUACGCCAAUUGUCCGCUUGCGGGAAGCAACCCUGUGCCAACGCCUUUUACGAACAUGAGUUGGUCAUCACGCCUACCCAUUCCCCGGACCGCGACAGCAACAACAACAUCACCCUCCCGACCAUCCUACACGCGGCGAUGGGGUUGCUCGUGGCCCGGCGGUCUCAGAGCCCAGACGCCGUCCUAAGUUUGACUCUGACCGGGCGGAAUGAGGCGAUCGCCGGGAUCGAGGAGGUCAUUGCCCCCAUGAUCACCAUGGUCCCUCUGCGCAUACCCGUGGACCCGACCACCACUCUGACGGCCCUUCUCCGCGACGUGCAAGCACGGCUCCAGGCAAUGAUUCCCUGGGAGCAUACCGGCUGGAGCAACAUCGCUCGUAUCGAUCCAGAUUGUGGCGCCGCCUGCGCCAAUGCCUUCCCUAUGGUCGUCCAGGCCUUCCAGGAUGAUGACGACGGCGCUAGCGACACAUCAUCCCUCCUCCUCGCCGCCGCACAUAUGCGUGCGAUCCCCAUGGGCGCGCCUCCCUUGCCGAUCUUGAGCGAGUGUCGCGUGCAGGGUCCCGCGGUCAUCACCUCCUUCCGCUAUGAUCCCAGUCUAUUCGACCGUUCCUUCAUCGCCGAUAUGUGCGUUGAGUUCGAGACUUUGGUGAAGGGUCUGAGUUGCCCCUCCGCAACCAAAUGCAUUGGAGAGUUGUAGAGUGGUCUUCAUUCAGCUGUGAUGGAAGAAGGGCGCACAGUCGUAUAAUCUGCUUUUCAGAAUGUUUUAACCCUAAUUCAUCGGGGGUGGACGAGCAAAGGCAUGUUCGGAGUGGGGUUCCGCGCGGGAAGCCCGCUGAUGGGCCCAGAUUUUCUAGGGUUUAGUCUUGUUUAGAUGAGAAUCUGAUUAUUCAGAUUCAAUUUGAU
Messenger RNA from Aspergillus saccharolyticus JOP 1030-1, 17063 nucleotides. RefSeq names its product acetyl-CoA synthetase-like protein. Bases 1 to 16857 code for a protein of 5618 amino acids. NCBI's taxonomy places the organism in Eukaryota, Fungi, Ascomycota, Eurotiomycetes, Eurotiales, Aspergillaceae. Gene Ontology annotation, molecular function: catalytic activity; phosphopantetheine binding. The record is from RefSeq and is a predicted model, not a curated record. The transcript has 2 exons. Gene Ontology annotation, biological process: secondary metabolite biosynthetic process; amino acid activation for nonribosomal peptide biosynthetic process. Gene Ontology annotation, cellular component: cytoplasm.